Talaromyces proteolyticus is the source of this 1547-nucleotide messenger RNA. RefSeq names its product putative aminotransferase family protein. The transcript is spliced from 3 exons. The coding region runs from base 115 to 1494 and encodes 459 amino acids. The record is from RefSeq and is a predicted model, not a curated record. Lineage: Eukaryota; Fungi; Ascomycota; Eurotiomycetes; Eurotiales; Trichocomaceae.
GUUAUUGCCUCCACGUAGAUGCAUACGCAGUCUCGUGCUGAAAAGAAACUGCUGAUCUGAUCGAGUUACUUCGCCCAGUGACAUCAAUAUUAGUUUGAAUUAGUUGACACACAAAUGGGUGAAUAUAUAGUCAGCCGAGACCAGCUCAAAGAGCCAACACCGUUCGGUAAGGCUAUGCUUGAGAGGCAUUUCCUCAUCCAUCCAAAAUACCGUCCACUGAAUCACGGAUCCUUUGGAACAUUUCCUAUAGAAGUGCGCGAUGCGCAGCGACGACUGCAGGACGAGCAGGAAAGCCGGCCGGAUGUCUUCUUCGUCCGCUCGCACGCAGAAUAUGUUACCCAGUCACGCCGCUACAUAGCGGAUUUCGUGAAAGCGCCUCUUGAUGAGUGCGUGUUUGUCAAGAAUGCCUCCACAGGCAUCAACACUGCUCUUCGCAACCUCGAUUUCAAGCAAGGUGACGUCAUUGUGUAUUUUGCGACAGUGUACAACGCCGUCGAGCAAACCCUAGUUUCGCUGAUGGAGAGCACCCCGGUACAACUGCGCAAGGUGGAAUACACAUUCCCAAUUGCACACGAUGAAAUCGUUGACCGAUUCCUUCGGGUUGUCACUAGCGUGAGGGUCGAAGAAGGGCUGAAUGUUCGGGCAGCGAUCUUUGAUACCAUCGUCUCAAUGCCGGGGGUGAGAUUUCCUUUCGAGAAGUUGAUCACAGCCUGUAGGAAAGAAUCAAUUUAUAGUAUAAUUGACGGUGCCCAUGGCAUCGGGCACAUCCCAUUGAACCUGGGUGAAUUGAGUCCCGACUUCUUUGUCAGUAACUGUCACAAAUGGCUGUACACUCCCCGAGGAUGUGCCUUGUUCUAUGUGCCCAAGCGCAACCAGCACCUAAUUCGAACCUCAUUUCCCACUUCACACGGUUACACAUUCCCACCUGAUCGCGGCCAGUUACAUGAUGGCAACAAAACCGAUUUCGAGAUUUUAUUCGAAUUCGUGGCAACGACUGACGACACCCCGUAUAUGUGUGUCCCCGCAUCUCUCAAGUUCCGAGAAGUCGUUUGUGGGGGUGAUAAUGCUAUUUACGAAUACAUCCAAGACGUUGCGCAAAGGGGCGGUGACGUUGUUGCCAGCAUUCUAGGUACUGAUGUGAUGCAAGAGCCAAAUCUGCCAAGUCUCAGCCACAGUGAUAUUCGCAAGUGCGCAUUGGUAAAUGUGCGGAUGCCCCUGGCCUUCAAUGGUGACACGAUAAAUGAACACGUGCCAAAGCCGGGGACCUCGCCGUAUAAACUGCUUGACAUACAGAGAGCGGGCGAGGUCGUGGCUUGGAUGGAGAGCAAACUUAUAACAGAAUACGAUACAUUCGCCAAAUUCUACCCACAUGGCGGGUGGCUGUGGCUGCGACUUAGCGGGCAGAUCUAUCUUGAACUAGAAGACUUUGAGUGGAUUGCAAACAUAGUCGAUCAACUGUGUGCGCGGGUGGGCAAGGGAGAAUGGCUACAGUAAUCGCAUUAUUUCUCGUGAAGACAGACUUAAAAGAAGAAGUUAGACGAUUAAUC